Dreissena polymorpha is the source of this 6058-nucleotide messenger RNA. RefSeq lists its product as uncharacterized. The record is from RefSeq and is a predicted model, not a curated record. The transcript is spliced from 7 exons. Bases 198 to 1349 code for a protein of 383 amino acids. Lineage: Eukaryota; Metazoa; Mollusca; Bivalvia; Myida; Dreissenidae.
AUGGUGCAGAAGUCAGUUGUGUAUUGUGUUAUGUGCUUAGACAUCUGCUUGAUACAAUAUCUGUGUCUGCAGUAUCAACUGGGUACAGUGGAUAAGAGCAGUGUGUGUUUCUCCAUUAUGUGUGUGCAUGUCUGCUCUGAGGAUGUAGCGAUCAGUGCUGCUAGCGUGGGUUAGCCAGGACAGCCUACAGGACAGCUAUGUGGCCCCCUACAGCCGACCUCACACUUCUCCUUUCCUUCCUAUUCUUCAACUUACUACACAGCAGCAGUCCAAACAGAAAUACAGACGACAGAUGGGAACACAUUUUGAUUCGUUACGGGUUUUGGUACAAACUUCCAUCGUAUCAAUCCAUGGCGUUUAAAGAUGGCUACAAGAGAAUCAAUGAUGUCUGUAAAACCGAGCAGUACCAUGGGUUUCUAUUCCGUCGUGGAGACAACAUGAAGGCCAUGCCAAUAUAUGAUCUCAACGGUAAUUUGGCUGGUGUACAGGCAGCAAUUCCAGGAAACAUGGUUGGGUUUAACUCCAUGAAUGUGAGCAUAGAGCUGCCCCAAGUGGAGAUACAGCCCCCUCUGCUCAAGGACUUGAGGCAGUAUAACGGAGUCAUCUACUACUUUGUCACAGCCUAUUUCAAGCACCCUCAGUUGAUAUGCAGCCCAAUGACUUCCAAGGGUGCAGGGCCAGAGAAGGGGCUGUACAUCCAGCUAGGCUACAACCCAGAGAAUGACUUCCUACACAUUCCACAGGACAGCAGUCAGCUGUCCCCAUUAUGGCGGAAAGGCAACUGCAGACCACAGAUGGGUACACUGUACUUCAUGAACAUGUCGCGGAGCCUGCCCUGUGAGAAAAUAUACCCUUUAUUCCUGCUCUACGACAUGGAGGGAAAGCUUGGUGCAUUUGGAUGGAUAUUUCAAGGCAGACCUAAUAAUUUUUUCUCGGAGGAUGGCAUGGGCUGGUUCCAUCUUACACCGGUCACAUAUCCAUUCCUCUAUGAUCCGAGCAUGCUGCCCAGCUGCAUGUUCUACGAGGCAUUCCAGGUGUUUGGUAUCCAUAUCUACCUUCAAGAGCCCAACAGACUUCUUUGUAAGCCUAUAGCAAAUGUUAGGGAAAGCUCUACAGUGUCACAAACAAAACUUACUACUGUGGCAGCUGACAUACCAACAGAUAUGAACUUUAAGCCACAUGAGCGCUUCAAGCCAAAUGAGCGCUUAAAACCGAGUGCUGACUUGGAGGACUUUGCCAUAGAGGCAGUGGACAGACCCACAUCACUGGCACCUUACAUGCACACUGCACAAUGUUAUGUGGUUUUGUCAGUCAUAUUGGUAAAUGUGAUAAAACAAACGUUUGCAUAACAAACAAACGCAACUAUAUUGAGAUUAUGAUUGAAUGACUUUUGAAGGAAAUUGUGUGCCAUAUUGUCACAUUUAUGUAUUCACUCCGUUAUCCGUGUUGCAUUGUUGUCACACUGCACCACUGGGUUCCUGAGUACCGCAAUAACUCUAUGUUUUCGGACACUCUAAGUUUUCUGACACCCCUUUUUUUAGCAAAAAUAAUUAUUUUUCGUGACUCUUAAUUUUCGGACACACGAGUUUUUGUCCAUAAUUAAUGUCUCUAAGUUUUCGGACAGUAUAUUUUACAGCGCUAUUUUACCAAAUUUCGGUCCUGUUAUUGAUAUCUAAUUACACUUCGAUCAUGGGGUUUAACAACCAGAUUAACAUCAUAAAACAUGGCAGGUGCAUGCCUGAGGGCAACGGACCAUUUCAUUUGCGUUAUUGGGCAAAUAACCUUGUAAACCGGUAUUUAACAAUGGUUUCGCCCAAUAGCAUAAGCGUUAUGACAAUUACCGGGGGUAGUGCCAAUUAACAGUUUAAUUAUCUACCGCAAUGGUACUCCCCCUUCUCAGUAAAAUAACUGUGGCAAAUACUAAACGCUUCAAAGUUUGAUGCACCCUAUUGCAAGUUUUACAAACAAUGGAAGGUGUUAGACAACAACUAUCGGAAAUGAACAAACAAAUAAUUUAUAGUUUGCUUUUUUAUUUCGUUUAUUACAGGUUCAUACUAGCGAGUAUCAGUACAUCACAUGCUCAUCUUUGAACUCGUUGGUCAAAGUACAACCUUAAAGUAACUUUCUGUCAAAUAAAUUAAGCAUUUAAAAUGCAGUGCAAACAUAUAUAACUGUAAUUUGUACUAUACGGCAUGGUAUUUUACAAUCGCGUGCUAAUACCGGAAGUCGUUGAUACAAUUGACGCUAUUUUCGGACACAUCAAUUUUCGACUCUAAGUUUUCGGACACCUGUAUUUUGUGAAUAUAUUUUGUAUCUAAGUUUUCGGACACGAAACAAAUUAAUUAUUUUUAAGUGUCCGAAAACAUAGAGUAAUUACGGUACAUAUUGUAAUAUAUAUAUAACCCAUAUUUAAUGUGGAUCUUUUAAAAACUAUUUAUUAAAUUAUGUUUGUUUUCCCAUGUUUUUCACAUGAACAGGAAACAAUGUUUGUCAUUUGACAUACUGCUUUGGAAAUUUGUAAUGGUCUUAUGUUUUUUAUUACUUUAUUCUGUCAGUUUCCACGUACUUUUCUGUUAUAAUUACAUUUGCAAAUCAUGUUUAUUAUCAGUCAAUAGACUAGAGUGGCAAGAAAAAAUUAAAUCCAAAGACAAAUAUUGAAAACGUAAGCUAUAUAUUUUUUUAACAACAACAUGAUUGUGUUUGACAAUGUUCUAAUGGUUUGCGUUGGACAGCUCAUUUUUAAAACAAUGUUACAUUCACAGUUAACAAUUAGUCCAAUAGCUUUAGCUGAUUUUAAACUCGAUUUGAGUUGUUGUUUUUGGCAUUACAACAUAUAUUUUAUAACUGUAAUGUUUUGUUGUUUGAGGAUUGUUUCACAAUUUCAAACCAAUAAGAAGGACAGGUUAACUUGGUGUAACCAAACCCUGUGAAAACCUGUCAAAACCAAACAGUCACAUCGGCUAAAACCUUUUACUCUAUUUUUUAGCAAAUAAAAGAAGUGAAUUGAACACUGUCUUAACUGAAAACCAAGUAAUGUGUGUAACAAAAAUUUGAUCUCAUUUAAUCUUAUAAUAAUAAGACCUAAUGAAAUUGACCACUGUAAUUUGUUAAGUGUGAUAUCCCAAUUCUACAUAAUCGUUAACCCAGUAAUUGGUGACACAAUUACUCACUGUGGCUCAUCACCAUGGUGAUAGCAAUAAUGGGAUAUGAAAACGAUAUUAAAAUGUUGUGUUUUAUGCUAAAAAUUACAUACUUUUUACAUAUUUUUACAACAGUUAAAGUAAUUGAUAUGAAAAAGUGCAAAUUUUUAAAAUAACAAUCCUUGUAAGUUGAUGCAAGCACUUAAUGUUUGUCUAUAAAACUGCUUCAUAUGUAAACAGAAUGUAUUCCUCAACGCAACUUAAAUAUUGUCAGCAUGUCUAAACUCAGCUUAUAUAAAUAAUGAAAUGCUUUAUGAUCAUGUAUAUUUGUUACAUUUCCAAAUGAACAAAAUAUAGAUCUUAUUGUGCUAAUAAUAAUACUGAAGCGAUAUUAGUGUUAACGAGCACAUGUUUUAAAGAAUAAACAUGUUAAGUGCGCCUGUUUAUUUUGAAAGAAGUAUUCAUUUUGCUAAAACUAUGUUGAACCGAACUCCUUUGAAAACCAAACAAUUUGCCGAGUACAGAAAUUUGUUUGUUUAGACAGGUUUCACAAUUAUUGAAAAACAAUAGUGUUGUAAGGAUAUACAAUUUGUCAUCUUAUCAUAAGCUGUUUUGCUAUUUGAAAAUUGCUAACCCAGUUUUUUUCCACAGUACCUGCAAGGCUGUACACCAACAGCACUGUACUCCAAUGGCACUGUAGAGAAGCCUGAUAGAUAUUGUGUUCCCCUGACCACUGCUCACAUUCUGUGUCGUAUCUCACAUGUCUAUUGUCUUACACUAUGUGAUAUUUACUUUUGUGCUACACUCAUCUCUCAUAAUUUAAUCAGAAAUGUAAACCCACUUAUAUUUCUCAACUUGUUUUUAACUGCGUUGUUCUAUACAAUUCGAAAUGUAUAUGUUGGAAAUCAUCAACCAAUGUUCUUUUACACGAUCUACAACAAGAAAACUCAUUUAGCUUGUUGCAAUAUAAAUAACAUGCCUGUAUUAUUGCCAAACAAACACUGACCAGAGUUAAAAGCGGACUAAUAAUUACAAUUUUGCGUUUGGGUUGAAUGAAAUAGUUUAAACCUAUUAGUUCUAGCUUGAUUGCACCAAAAGCGUUGAGCUUAUAUCGACACUUUCCUGUCCAAUUCCUAAGAUACUUGGUGUCUUAACCCUUUGCAUGCUGGGAAAUUUGUCGUCUCAAAAAUCUCGUCUGCUGAAUUUCUAAAAUACCGUAGGUUUCCACGUAUAGCGCGCAUCCGUGUAUAGCGCGCAGGCUGUUUUUUAAAUGCAAAAAUGGAGAAAAAAAUAUUUCAAGACAAUAAAACCACCAAAUCAAACCGAAAAUGGCCGCCAUUUUACUAUUAAACAGUCCAAUAAUCCGGGGCAUUGGAAAGCUUAAUUAAGCAUUCAAAAUAGGAAGCGUCAUUAUGAUUAGGAGCAGGGGUUGCAUAGCACUAUACUUUUCUGACAAUUUUAUAAUUUUCUUGCAAAAGAUUAACAGUCCAUGUGCAUUUCGUGAAAAACGUGAGAAAAUAAGAAUUAGUGUACAUCGUGUGAUUUUUCCUCGGGGAAAGCGUGGGCAUUACCGGUAAAUUUGAAGUACGCAUAGAAGACAGGGAUACAAUUGUUGAGGUAUGCGGGCGAAGGACGAUGUCAAUAUCUCUCUGUGUUGUAGUUCAGGCGAUUGCUAACGAUAGUUUGAAACACCACAGUUGAACGUUGAAUAUUUAUAUACACAAAAUGCAAUUGCAUAUUGUCACAAGUCGUGGCACAUAUUACUCAAUAUCAUCUGCCAAUUACGAAGUGCAAAAUGAUCCCCUUUCACACCUACCGUUACCCGUAAAAAGACCUCGUUCGCACCUACCUUUGCCUGCUCUCGACAACAAUCCCCAUCGGAAUUCAUCGAAAAGGAAGUGUUAAAACACAAACAAAGAAAUGUCCGCAAGUUUAUUCAAACAAAUUUAUUUUGACAAAACUUCUUCUACAGCGUUCAUACCUACCAGUAGCGACUUAUGGUUGUUUCGACAAUGGCCCCUCAGUCAGUAAGAUUAUAGGGUGGUGGUUUUCUGGGAAAAAAACAUGGCGGCCAUUUUGAUUAUUUACGAUUACACAACAUAUUUUUACCAAUUUAGCAGCCAGGAUAGCGUUGUAUCAAUGUAUAACGCGCAUCAACUUUUUAAUUUGAUUUUUGGAGGUAAAAAACUGCGCGCUAUACGUGGAAACCUACGGUAAGCAUUUUCUUCGAUUUUUUUUCAAAGAAUACUAUCGGAAUAGCAAACAGUUUGGAUCCUGAUGAGACGCCACGUUAUGAGGCGUCUCAUCUGGAUCCAAACUGUUUGCAAAGGCCUUUAAAAUUCAGUUCCCGCACUGAAAGGGUUAAGAAGAUCUUUGGAAAUGCUCCUAGAGUGCAGAUAGAACAAUGGAUCUUCUGUAUGCAAGGAGGAAAUCAUGUCCAUUUGACCAUUGCAAGUCAUUGUUUUAUAUCUUGCCAUGUUUUAACAGAUUCAUGUGAAUAAGGAAAUUAACACAUAUCUGUUCAUAGUUCUGUGUAUGUUUUUCCGUUUUAGUAAGAUUACAAAGUAAAGAAGAUCAUAACUACAGGGAUAAUUCAAGGGAGAUUAAUCAUCUAAUGUUUCAUACACAUGUACAAGAGUUAUCACUCUUCCAACAGUUCUCACAUAAGGAUCUUUCCUUGAUUUUAUCCCAUCAAUGAUUGAAAAAGCUGUGUUGUUAAACCUAAACUAAUUUAGCCCAAUGUUACACACACCCAGGGGUGGUGAAAUCUUAAAAAACUAUACUUGUCCACGGACAACCAUUUAGGAAAUUUAACUUGUCCGUUACUGAACUACACGUGUCCGUUAAUGUUUAUAUAAAUUAUAAGCGCGUUUAUCGAUAAAUGUAAAAUAAUCUGGAAUAAAUCAAAAUGAGUAUAA